AUGGAAGCGUUCGCAUUACCUGACCUCUGGGCCGGCUACCCGGUGCGACGGGAAGAAGUGCUCGAGGGCUAUGGCAGUGGCAUGAUUUGCCGCCGGGCUGUGGAAAGCGGUGAGGUGCUUUUGCGCUUGGACCUGUCGGUUUGCUGGACGGCCGAGACCGCGCGCGCCUCCGGAGCGUUGGCGGAACUCGGGGACUUGGCGGCCGAGCUCUCGGAGGCCACACAGAUUGCACUGCACCUUCUUGUGGUGUCGAACGGUGCGGCAGCGGAGCGCUUUCGUCAUGAGCACGUCAAGACGAUGUGUGCAACGACCACAGAGACCUUGUUGGACUGGACCGACGAAGAGCUGGAGGUCUUAGCCGGCAGCAAGUGGCAGAUGGUGGCGCACGAAAUGCGUGAGGACAUCAUCGCCGAGCACGCAGAGCUCGAGGAAGUGAUUGGGGAUUUCCUGCAGACCCACGGCAUCACGCAAGAGAAGUUCUUGUGGGCCCAUAAGAUUCUGCUGUCUCGUGCCAUGACCUUCUACAGAGAAGGCGGAUCGCGUCUGAUGGUUCUUGGGCCAGGACAAGACAUGUUCAACCACAGCUGUGAAGCAGUGGGUUACGAGGAUGUCAAGCUGGAGACCGUCGAGGGAAAAGACAUGCUGGUGAUCCGUGCUUUCAAACCCUUUGCUGAGGGCGAGCAGGCGUUUUAUUCCUACUCCCCGGCCUCCAACGGGCGGCUGCUGCUCAUGGGCGGCUUUGUCGUUCCUGGAAAUCCCUUCGACUCCGUUGAGUUGAUGUUGACCUUCCCGGUGAAUCCCAGCUCGGCGCCCCUCUUCCAGCAGCUGGCGGAAGGUCUCCGAAGCGCGCCCCUCACAGAUGGCGUGGCAGUCGCCGAGGAGACGCAGGAUGAGUUCUUGCAGCUGCUGCCGCCACCCCCAGAACGACAUACCGAAGCGGCGCUGCACGUCAGGCUGAUGGCCAAGACGCUGUCUGAUCAGCUGGAGCGGGUUCUGGCCUUCCUGCGGCUGGACGAAUUGAGCCGGAGUCUUGGUGCGGAUGGCCUGAGUUCGGAUCGGCUGGCAGCGAGCGACAGCGACCCCAACGCCCGAAGAAGGGCUCUGACGAAGCUGAGGGCGCUCCUUCAGCAACUGCAAGGUCAAUUCGCAGCCUGA
This is a messenger RNA of Symbiodinium sp. CCMP2592, 1155 nucleotides long. The record is from the annotation of a GenBank genome assembly. NCBI's taxonomy places the organism in Eukaryota, Dinophyceae, Suessiales, Symbiodiniaceae.